AUGCUGAAAAGUAAGAUCAUACUUCUUGCCGGGUUUUUGGCACUCUGCCUUUGGGCGGAAGUUCGCAGUGCUCCCCUUGAGAAGGAUCAGGCAGAUCCUUUUGAAGGCAUCGAUUUCUACAAGCUCUUCAAUAAUCCUGAGGGACGCCUAAAUAUAGCCUCCAGACUGACUACGGUUGAUCGCAUUGAGGAACAUGGCUAUCCGGCGGAGUAUCAUGAAGUGACCACAGAAGACGGUUAUAUCAUUGGACUCUUCCGUAUUCCAUACUCGCAUAAUCUCCAGAAUCAAGAUGAGGUUCGCCCCAUUGCCUUUAUACAGCAUGGACUGUUUUCCAGUUCGGAUGGUUGGCCAAAUCUAGGACCAAACGACGCUUUGCCUUUCUUGCUCUCCGAUGCCGGCUAUGACGUUUGGUUGGGUAAUGCACGCGGUAAUACCUACUCAAGGCAGCAUACGACUCUCUUUACGAGUCAUCCUUCCUUCUGGCGCUUUAGUUGGCAUGAGAUUGGCUAUUAUGAUAUAGCCGCCGCAAUCGAUUAUUGCCUGAGCACUGAGAAUGGUCUCAAACAAAAGGAAAAGGCCAUACAUUAUGUGGGUCAUUCGCAGGGUACUACAGUGUUCUUCACUUUGAUGUCCAUGCGUCCGGAGUACAAUGAUAAGAUUAAGACAGCACAUAUGCUGGCUCCAGUUACCUUUAUGAACCACAUGGCAGAUUGGCUGGUCAGCACUUUGGCACCCUAUCUGGGACACCAUAACACAUACUCCGAGCUCUUCUGCUCUCAAGAGUUUUUACCCUACAAUGAUUUUGUAUUGGCCUUGUUCUUUAAUACUUGUCGACCCAAUUCAGUUGUGGGACAAUUUUGCGAUGGAAUACUCUAUGACGGAAGUGAUGAGAGUCGCUACAAUACGACUGCAAGUGCUCUAAAUGCUCAGGUGCAUCCAGCUGGUGUCUCGACUGAUCAGAUUUUACACUACAUGCAGGAACAACAAUCAGGACACUUUAGGCAAUUCGAUUUCGGUACUAAGAAGAAUCUGAAAUAUUAUGGCGCAGAUGUGCCACCAGAUUAUCCCACCGAGAAAAUAACCUGUAACAUGCAUUUAUGGUAUGCCGACAAUGAUGAAAUGGCCUCCGUCGAAGAUGUUCUACGGGUGGCCGAGACAUUGCCCAACAAAGUAAUGCAUCACAUGGAUGAUCCUCUGUGGGAUCACAAUGAUUUUGCCAUGAACUGGGAGGUGCGCAAAUACAUUAAUGAUCCAAUUAUAGCCAUUAUGAAUGAAUACGAAAAUCCCACAAAUUAA
Drosophila willistoni is the source of this 1296-nucleotide messenger RNA. RefSeq names its product lipase 3. Lineage: Eukaryota; Metazoa; Arthropoda; Insecta; Diptera; Drosophilidae. The transcript is spliced from 2 exons. Gene Ontology annotation, biological process: lipid metabolic process. Bases 1 to 1296 code for a protein of 431 amino acids. The record is from RefSeq and is a predicted model, not a curated record. Gene Ontology annotation, molecular function: hydrolase activity, acting on ester bonds.